UUAGGGACACACGCUCAGCCACUGGAGCGUAAGAAAAGGUAUGUUGGGUUACACAUUGUGUAGAGCAAGCAGGGGCUUCCACCACGUCAGCAGGGGUGCCUUUUUUAUUUCAUUAUAAAACAUUUAAAAACCAAGACAUCAGCUAAACAUGUUUUACAUUGCCGAGCAGUAUAAAAGUUUGAUAGAGGAGGUGAGCCUUUAAUAAGGGUUGAUAGAUUGUCUUGGCAGGAGAGACAAGGCUGAAAAUCUUUUUUUGUAAGCUUUGCGGAAUAAAGACAAAGGAGGAUGCAAAUACUCACAUGAAACAGCUUUGUUACCCUCCCACCCCCAUCUGCCCAUCAACUGACUCCAUUCUUCAACUUGACAUCACACAGACAAGAAGAAGAAGAAGAAGAAAAAGAAGAGGAGGAGGAGGAGGAGAAGAGAGAAGCAGAAAAGGUGGGGAGGCAAACAAAACAAGCAGAGAAAGAGGAGGAAGAGCCGAGAGGAGGUGGGCAGCACAGUUUCAGCUCUCACAAGGCUGAGGAGGAGAAAGUGAUGGCAGCUAGAACUUGGCCACUAGUGAGAUGAAAUUCGGGGAGGAGACGCUGGAGCUCUGCAGGGUACGACAUCCAACGAGAGCCCUGAAAUUGGACCGCUUGGAAGACGAGCCAGCCCUCUCUGGAUCCUGUGCCCCUCUACAGCCGAAGGAUGAGAGGGGUCGACUUUCACCUUAGUUGCCAGGGAUGUCUGUGCACUACAGAAAGACGUCCCCCUACAGCAUGUCCAAUGCUAUGUUAUUCCUGAUGCUUUGCAAGAUUGGUCUGAGACGAAAACUGCAGACUUUUCCAGGGAAAAUGGUAAACACUGUCUACAGUGAUGAGGAAAAGGGAAUCCAAGACAAGGAAAGUAAGGAGGAGACCAUCUUGGCCAUGUUGGGCAUCAUUGGGACCAUCCUCAACUUGGUAGUCAUCAUCUUUGUCUACAUCUAUACCACCUUGUAGAUCUCAAACUCGUAUUGUACCACACCAGCAGGCAGAUCAGAGCUCGUCCGUGCUGUUACGGCGACAGUAUGUUGACAGAUAUGCGGAAGAGGAUGGGAGGAGGAAGAAUGAGGCCCUCCAUCUCAAGUGGUGAACUGGAUCUAAGACUGUGUGAUCGCCAUAUGGCGUCCAUCCUGCAUCACUUCAAACAACUGAGACUAUGGGAAGCUGGCUUGUUCCUCUCCCUUGCACAGGUAGAAUUAUCCAGAAUAUCUGGACACUUUUAACUUGUACAUAAAUGCAUGAAGCUAAAGAGAGACGCUCAAAAGAUGCAGCUUUUACCUUCAUGGGGAAAUGAAAGACUGCAGAGAGACACUUUUGGGAAAUAUUUUUCAAAUGUUCUUUAACUGAGUUAUGGAAGUGAUUGCGAUGAAAGAUGAAGAUGUACAGAGGAAGAAAACACAGGUAUCUUAAUUGCUGUAUAUUAUUUGUCAAAGAUCCUCCCACGUAAAACACAACAUACAUCCGGUGAGAUUUAAAUACACAUAUGAUAGAGAAUUGUUAUUCAGCUUAAUUUAUUGUUUGUUUUUUUAUAAUGUAUUUCUCAUAGUUUCUGGAAAAAUCGACUAGAGAUGGUGUUUCAACUGGCAACAAUUCUACGUUGUUUAAUGUAAAUUUACUGAAACAAGCAGGGGCAUUAUGUCAGUUUACAAGGCUCAAAUGCUUCCAUAAAUGGUUGCACUUGACUUUGUGCUUGACAUAAAAUGGUGGAGGAUCAGACAGAUUAGUGCAAAAUGGCUUGAUUAUCAUUUAUUAUUCAUUUUUCAAUGCAUCACAUCAGCUUUUAAGUGUUAUCAACACUGAAAUAAGAUGCAUUCAUGUGUGAGAAAAUGGUUUUAACAUUUUUGUCAAAGUCUCGGCCUCAGGAGGCUUCAGCCAGCUGCAGCUAUUUAACAGUGAGUUCCACCAUAUAUUUCCGGCUGCAUGAGUAUAUAAACACUCACAUUUACAAACAUUUACAUAUGGGGCAUCAUUUGAGCAUACUGAAGUCUCCACCCAUAAAUGUACAUAGUUUAUUGAGCUUGAGAACUUGAGAUAGUUUGCAUUUUUCAGCCACCGAUCUCAGCUUGUACAUCAUUGAUUCUAAGACUUGUGCAUAAUGACUGUUUGCCUUAAAACAUGAGGAAAUGGCAAUUUCCAUGAUGUAUAAAAUUAUCAGGUUAACACUACUUUGUGAAAGGUUUCACUUAUUGUAUAUACAUAUAAUUCAAUACCAAUGUCAUAUUGUUUUUAUUGAUGAAAGGUCAUUUAUUGGGUAAUUUUAUAACCGUACUCUGCUCUUGUCUUAAACAACAUGCAAAACUGUUGAGUUUUUAAAUUGAGGAAAUUAAAUGAGUCAUUUCUAGACCUGGGCCAACUUUUCAUUCUUAUUCAUGGUUGUUCUUUUCUGUGGUGGAAGACGAGUGUGGGGUUUUCCACUACUGUUUUGACAAUACUGUGAAUAUUGUGAAAUUUACAUAGUCACAGAGUAACUUUUGGUAUUUUUCUCUCUGAUUGACUGGACAGACGCUGCAUCAUUUCUCCUCCCUGUCUUACAAUCCCAUCCAUCUGGGAGCUGAAGCUGGUUGGAACAAAGGCUAAAUUUAUUUGACCCAGGGCUGGAAAUGAGGCAGAUUUUUUUGUAUUUGAGGAUAACUCAAGAAAACAUAGGGAAAAAAAAUGUGUCAAAAAUGAUUUCCGCAUUCAUGAGUACUUCAGCCUGUACGAAUUAAAUCAGGUCGUGUGACAGUUUGAACAGAGCUGAACUAUCCGUAUUUAAUAACGUCAUGUGUAGGAGAUUUGCAAGAUGAUUUACCUGUAACCAUACUCUGUUAGGUAUCAGUCAGUACUUUUACAUGCACAAGAAUUUUCCAUUAUAAUUACAAAUAUGACUAUAUUUUGAAAUUAAUACAGGUCAUGUGGACAGCAUGUUCCAUUUGGACAUUCCCAAUUUCUGAAUUUAGCACUUUCCAGACAUGUGGGACAUGCCGACUUCGUUUGGGUUUUAUGAGCAUUCUUCAGACAUGUAUACAACACUUUGGGAAUCAGCAUCUCAAUUUGGGCUUUUACGGCAGUUUCGUUAGGGUUAGCAUUGACCCGCUAGCGCAUGUGUGACGCAGAUCAGGCACCAACACUAAUCAAAUCCGGUAAUGACAAAACCAACUAGACAACAGUGCAAAGAAAGGCUGGGGAAGGGGUGCGUGCCCAAAAGAAAAGCCCACAUCUCUGGACGGAACGAGAAACGCACCCAUUUUUAUACAUUUUGAAAGACUUGGAUAUCAACAGGUUUUUGGAAAUGCGCAAAUUACGCAACGCUGACCUUUUAAUCUGAGUUAAUUGGAGUAUUCACAACUGCAUGGACACCGAUUAUUAGUGGAAUACUCAUUUUCAUCACCCAUGUAAACAGCUUAGUAGGAAUAUUGUCUUUUUUUGCAAUAAGGGCAAAAGCCGGAAUAUUUUGUGCAUGUAAACGUAGUGAGCGAUAGUUUUGCAUUCAAGUUCAACAUUUUGAAAGAAUACUGAGUAAGUGUUAGAGAGAAAGCUAAUAAGCGUAUUUCCCAAAAUGUCGAACUAAUCCUUUAAAGAAAGAAGCUACUCAGUAAGAGAUGAGCAGAACCUAUAAAUAAGGAUGUACGGUAUGCAGAGAAUGUAAAGGUCUAUACAACAAGCUACAUUAUGUUUGUAAAAUAUUACAUUUGUGUUCGUCAGUCAACAACCUCAUGAUUUCAGAAAGUGCCUGAGAUCAAAGUGUCUCAACCUCACCAGUGGAGAAGUGAAAGGAAAGGAAAACUCCAACCAUUGGAACCAGUGAGAGUGUCUCUGUAAGGCCACCUGUCACAUGACCAGGAGAGUGGAAGAGGUUUGCAGGAAAUCAUGUAUCCUGAUCCACUCCACUGCUUUCAUAAUGGGACUGGAUUUUUACAUGGCUUAGACAAUAUAAAGUCAGCCUUUUGUUUUUGAGUGAGGUGCUCCUACUUGUUUUACAGGAUAAGGGAAAUGAAAGCUUAGUAAGCACAUGGACAAGUCUUACGAAUGUAUUCAUACCUGAUGUAAAAGUUGAUUAUUCCUGUUAUUCUUAUUGUUUACUUAUCUUUCCUGAAGCUACGUAAUCUGAACUCUUCUUAUGUUUUAUUUAUGUGUAUGCUAAAUCUAUUUAAACUCAUUGAAUAGUCUCUCGGUGACAAAUGGAAGGGUGAAAAGUUUUUCAGCUUGCAGUUUUGUUACGAAAAACAUUAAAUAAAUACAUCUUAAAACUGA
Messenger RNA from Seriola aureovittata, 4259 nucleotides. RefSeq names its product protein TUNAR-like. Bases 726 to 983 code for a protein of 85 amino acids. The record is from RefSeq and is a predicted model, not a curated record. The transcript is spliced from 2 exons. Lineage: Eukaryota; Metazoa; Chordata; Actinopteri; Carangiformes; Carangidae.